AUGACUGGCUGCCUUCGUACAUGGGGCUAUGUUGAAUUCGAAACCGAAGCUGAAGCCAAAAAUGCUAUUCAAGGCCUAAAGAAUGGAAGUUUCAGUACCUACGGCAACCAUCUCAGAAUGAAAAUCGUUAAGGCGGUAGGAGCGCUUCCUAUGGACGUGGAUGACUGGAUAGGCGAGCUGGCCGAGGGUUGGGCUUAUAAACCCAAAGUUGCCGAUGCAAGCGACGAAAGCAAAGGCGUGGAAUCACAAAACCCUGCCAAGCUUUAUGAUCCUGCAGAUGUCAAUACGGGCGACAAAGGCAAAGCUAUAGCAUCACCAAGCCCUGCCAAGCUGUAUGAUCCUGCAGAUGUUGAUACGACUGAAACAGGCAAAGCUGCAGAGUCACGGAGCCUCGGCGAGACUCAUGAAGAUCCAGACAUUGACACGGGAGACAAGGACCAAACCUUAGAACCAUUGACCCUCUUCGCCAUUCAUCGAGGUACGAGUGUCCACACGCCGGACAAAGACCAACUUGCGGUGGCACCCAAAGAGAGAGCGGCCUAA
Messenger RNA from Letharia columbiana, 543 nucleotides. RefSeq lists its product as uncharacterized. The transcript is spliced from 2 exons. Gene Ontology annotation, molecular function: nucleic acid binding. The record is from RefSeq and is a predicted model, not a curated record. The coding region runs from base 1 to 543 and encodes 180 amino acids. NCBI's taxonomy places the organism in Eukaryota, Fungi, Ascomycota, Lecanoromycetes, Lecanorales, Parmeliaceae.